CAAUGGUUUGCCCAGGGCCUCGAACACCCCCGACCACCGCGAAGAGCUGCCUGCGGCGAUGUAACGCAGAAGCCCCAAACGCAGGGUUGUUGCCCCUACUCCCAAGGCGCCGGGCUUAGGGUCAAUUUCCGUGACUCGAAGAGCAUAUGCGUAGGUGCCCGUGUUGGGUCCCUCCCAAAGAAAGGAGUUGAACCUCACGAAGCACGUCACCGCGCCACCAGGCUGCACAGGCACUUUGCACGGGCAUCUCCGCGGGGUCCGGAGGUGGCGCGCCCCAGCUGCUGACGCGCUGGUGGUGCUUAUUAAUCAUUCACCAGCCCAGAGCGCGCCAGUUAAUGGCUGUGCGGCUCGGGGCUACAGUCUCCCGGCUUCCCCUCUCCGCGCUCGCGAGUGGCCAGGCGCCCGGAGCGGCAAGCGGCUGCGCGCCGGCAGCAGUUGGGCCAUGCGUCCCGCGGGCGCGGGUCGGAGCCGAGCUCCCGGCCGCCGCUGUGCGCUACCCUCCGGCGCCAGGCGGCAGUGAGCCGCGGGCAGACGGCCGGGCUGCUGAGUGAGGGCGCCAGCGGCGGGGGUCCAGGAGAGCUCCCCAGCCCCAGCAGCCCCACCGUCCCCCACCCGCGGAGAUGUUUCCCAAUGGCACCGCCUCCUCUCCCUGCUCUCCCAGCCCCAGCCCGGGCAGCUGUGGCGAAGGCAGCGGCAGCAGGGGCCCUGGGGCCGGCGCCGCGGACGGCAUGGAGGAGCCCGGGCGAAAUGCGUCCCAGAACGGGACCUUGAGCGAAGGCCAGGGCAGCGCCAUCCUCAUCUCCUUCAUCUACUCCGUGGUGUGCCUGGUGGGGCUGUGUGGGAAUUCCAUGGUCAUCUAUGUGAUCCUGCGCUACGCCAAGAUGAAGACGGCCACCAACAUCUACAUCCUCAACCUGGCCAUUGCCGACGAGCUGCUCAUGCUCAGCGUGCCCUUCCUGGUCACCUCCACGCUGCUCCGCCACUGGCCCUUCGGCGCGCUGCUCUGCCGCCUCGUGCUCAGUGUGGACGCGGUCAACAUGUUCACCAGCAUCUACUGUCUGACCGUGCUCAGCGUGGACCGCUACGUGGCCGUGGUGCACCCCAUCAAGGCAGCGCGCUACCGCCGGCCCACUGUGGCCAAGGUGGUGAACUUGGGGGUGUGGGUGCUCUCGCUGCUGGUCAUUCUGCCCAUCGUGGUCUUCUCACGCACGGCGGCCAACAGUGACGGCACCGUGGCCUGCAACAUGCUCAUGCCCGAGCCCGCCCAGCGCUGGCUGGUGGGCUUCGUGUUGUACACGUUUCUCAUGGGCUUCCUGCUGCCCGUCGGGGCCAUCUGCCUGUGCUACGUGCUCAUCAUCACCAAAAUGCGCAUGGUCGCCCUCAAGGCCGGCUGGCAGCAGCGCAAGCGCUCCGAGCGUAAGAUCACCCUGAUGGUGAUGAUGGUGGUGAUGGUGUUUGUCAUCUGCUGGAUGCCUUUCUACGUGGUGCAGCUGGUCAAUGUGUUCGCGGAGCAGGACGACGCCACGGUGAGCCAGCUGUCGGUCAUCCUCGGCUAUGCCAACAGCUGCGCCAACCCCAUCCUCUACGGCUUCCUCUCGGACAACUUCAAGCGCUCUUUCCAGCGCAUCCUGUGCCUCAGCUGGAUGGACAACGCCACGGAGGAGCCCGUGGACUACUACGCCACCGCCCUCAAGAGCCGCGCCUACAGCGUGGAGGACUUUCAGCCCGAGAACCUGGAGUCCGGGGGCGUCUUCCGCAAUGGCACCUGCACGUCCCGGAUCACGACUCUCUGAGGCGGGCCCUCGCAGGGGAGGGUGAGGACAAAGGGGAGCCGGGUGUGCGAGGUGAAAGUAUCCCAGGGGGCAGGGUGCGGUGUGGCAAAGUGGGGAUAGGACAUCGUGCGCUCCGCUCUUCGGCUGAAGAGACCUGGGAAAGGAGCACGACAGAGGUGGAAUCGGGCGUUUUGCGUGUAAACGGGGAAGGCUUGCGAGCCCCCUUCUCCACUCUCCCGCCUUCCUACACGGCGUCUGUACUUCUGCACCCUCUACGCUUCCCACUCUGUAACUUCGAUCUUUCCUUCCGCCCAGUCCUGCCUGUGCAGAUCGUGAACUCUUUACCGUCUCCAACUCAGGCCGCCAGCCGUGCUUUCUGUGUGUUUAAGCCUCGCCACGGGUUUCCCGAGGGGUGAGUCCCCUGCUGGCCCUCAGCCGCGCCCCUGCGCUGGCCAGAUUCCGCCUGGUGCCCCUAGCGGGGUCUGGAACCACCGCUCUCCCCCUUGCACCGCCCUACUUUAAGGGAGACGGACUCCAGAGGGAACGAGGCAGCCAGCCCUUUCCCCUGCUCUACAGCGAGGCUGCGUCGCCCUCCGAGCCCCUUCGCCACCCCCACGCCGCCCGGAGCGGAGCCAGGUGCUUAGCAAAAUCGGUCCCGCGCUUCGAACCCCAGGCAUUGCGUGGCUCCCAUCCAAACCCCCUUUGGAGCCAAAAGGAGCUGAGAACAAGGGCCCAGGUUGGGGACGGACGGGAAGAGGGACUGUAAUGGCAGCCACCGCCUCCAGCUCCGCUUACCGCCGGGCUUUAGGUUUCAAAGACCGGCGCUCCUGGGCGCUGGUCUGCCUUAGGCCGCCGAGGGCAGGGCGGACUUUCCCCGAGGGCCGAUUGGGAGCGUGGCUGCAGCUACUCUAGGUUGUAUCCCUCACCCAAACGUCAGAGGUGCGGAUCUAAGAGCAGCGGCAGACUCAGUUUCCUGCUCUGGUUUAUCUCUAAGACAGAGCCCUGGGGCCCGGACCUCUGGUGCCGCCUACAGAGCCCGGCCUUUCCCCGCUGUGUCGCCGCCACCUGCAGGCUAGAGUGGGGGCCUGUCAGGCCCCGAGGGUUGCUCCUUUCAAGCGGUGCCUAAUAAGUUAUUUUCCAGUUUAACAUAUUUAUUUAUUUAUUUGUGGUGUUUGAAAAUUUCUCUGCUUUCCAUUUCUCUGUUUGCCAAGCCCAGGGCUUUUUCUCCAGGACACUGAGGGUGAGGGUGCAGUGUGUGUGUCUAAGGUUCCCUCAAAACCUCUCCUCUUUGCUGGGUCCUCUUUUAUUAUCCUUUUCCAGCCUUUCUAUUUUUGCUUGUAUCCAGUGAGUUUGGAGAUUUUCUUAUACUUCCUUAUAUAGUCUCUUGUUUGUCUUAUAAUAAAUAAAUGAUUAUGUGGGUUAGCCUCCUCUCGUGCAGAGUGAAAAGCUCUGUACUCCUUGCUUUCAGCAUCACCUUGUGUAUGAUUUGGAUAUGCAUAAUAUAUAUUUACAUAUUAUGUAUAUUUGUUUAUCUUGUUCCAUUGUCACGAGUCCAUAAAAUAGCUCCCAAAUAGAGCCACUAACAAUGACAGGUGUAAGGCUGGCUGAACCACUUUCAGAUAAGGGGGUGCAAGCAGCACUCAAACCUGGAACUCAGAAGUCUGAUUCAGAUAGACUUGAUCCAUGUUGAGGAUGUCCCUGGUUAUGUCCCUGAUUCCUCUAGUUUCCCGCAUAGGUGAGUCCAACACACAGACCAGUUCACAACAUUAUUCUUUUUUAAAGACAUUGAAAAUGGAAUAAGUUGUGUCUGUGUUUAAUCUUACAAACUACAUUGGAAGCCUGAGCAGGACAAGGACCAAUAAUUUUACUUCUUUGUAUUUCCUGUAUUGUUUUAGUACACUGGCUUGUACAUAGUAGGCACUAAAUACGUGUUUGUUGGUUGAGAGCUUAAGUUAGCCAGAGUGCAUUACAAUGAUCCAUCAGGAGGUGGUAGGUCUGGGGCUCUUGGGUCUACCAUUGACAUGAUACACAAUGAUUGAGAUCACUCUGGAAAAAGAUGUUUCUGUAUAUUUCCUUCAAGAACAUUGUGCUUUCCUGAAAGCAGUAACCAAGAGUUCAAAUGCCCCUUAUGUUUACUUUAAACUAAUUAACAAACAUGCUUUUGGUACUAAAUCAGAAAGUUUCAUUCUGUUCCUUAAUAAUAAUAUAUAUUAUUACUCUUUUGAAAAAUAGAUUUUUAAAAUAUCUUUAUUGUUGAAAGUAAUACAUAUGUCCUAUUUUUCCCCCCAUUGACCCCUUCUAGCCUGCCCCUAUGCCCCCCCCCCUCAGCCUUCACUAUCCUAUUGUCUGUGUCCAAGGGUUAUGCAUACAAGUUCUUUGGUUGCUAUCUUCCCGCCCACCCACCCCCAUCUUCCCUCUGAGAUUUGACAGUCUGUGGAAAAUAGAUUUUUAACUGGUUAAGAACAGUGAAAUUUACAAUUCAAAACCUUGAUCAUUAACCUCUUAAGAAGAUACAAAUCUAGUGCUCUUAACCUGUUACCAUUGUAAUAUUAACCAAAUAAACAAAUGUAUCAUGU
Myotis daubentonii (Daubenton's bat) is the source of this 4348-nucleotide messenger RNA. RefSeq names its product somatostatin receptor 1 (gene SSTR1). Gene Ontology annotation, biological process: cellular response to estradiol stimulus; neuropeptide signaling pathway. Gene Ontology annotation, molecular function: somatostatin receptor activity; neuropeptide binding. NCBI's taxonomy places the organism in Eukaryota, Metazoa, Chordata, Mammalia, Chiroptera, Vespertilionidae. The record is from RefSeq and is a predicted model, not a curated record. Gene Ontology annotation, cellular component: plasma membrane; neuron projection.